AUGAUGUCUAGCGUUUGGUUUGGGUUCUCUUUUCUGGUGUUCACGAUCGUUGGCGGAUACCGAUAUGAUCCCGCUUAUGUUCAAUAUAAUCUCAACCAGAAUAAGACAGCAGUUGACCCUCUCGACUAUUGGGGAGAAUGGACGGGGCAUGACUACAAUCCUUCACCAUCAAACUGGCGGUUCCCAUUCUACACACUCUUUCUCGACAGAUUUGUGAACGGGGAUCCUUCCAACGAUAAUAUUAAUGGAACAUCAUACGAACAUGAUAUCAACUCCAAUCAAAUGCGCCAUGGAGGGGAUCUCCUUGGCCUGGUCGACACGUUGGAUUACCUACAAGGCAUGGGAGUCAAGGGGCUUUACAUAGCCGGCUCGCCCUUCAUCAACAACCCUUGGGGCUACGAUCAAUACUCUCCUCUCGAUCUCUCCAUCCUCGAUGAGCAUUUCGGAGACAUUGAGAUGUGGCGGACAGCUGUACAGGAAAUACAUGCUCGAAAUAUGUACAUCAUCUUGGAUAAUACCUUUGCCACCAUGGGUGACUUGAUUGGAUUUGAUGGCUAUCUCAAUACUACAACACCUUUCACGUUGGCCGAGCAUCAAGUCCAAUACAAGACAGACCGCCACUACCAUGACUUCAAUUUCGGAAACAACUACAACAAGACAUGCCAAUAUCCCAAAUUCUGGUUAGAAACCGGUUAUCCUGUUGGUGACGAUGUUACCAAAAACAUGGUCGGCUGCUAUGACAGCGAGUUCGAUCAAUACGGAGAUACCGAAGCCUUCGGUGUAUUUCCAGAUUGGCGACGGCAGCUGUCAAAAUUCGCCUCAGUGCAAGACCGUCUGCGUGAAUGGCAUGAGCCCGUCCGUCGGAAGCUAGAAAACUUCUAUUGCGUUCUGAUCGCUCAACUCGACAUCGACGGCUAUCGAUAUGACAAGGCGACCCAAAGUACCAUCGAUGCUCUGGGCUUCAUGAAUGAUGCCAUGCGGACAUGUGCUAAGAGAUACGGCAAACACAAUUUCUUUCUACCAGGUGAAAUUACUGGCGGAAACGUCUUCGGAUCACUCUACCUUGGUCGUGGCCGACAGCCUGAUAUGCUCCCUGACAACCUUACCACGGCCGUCACAAUGACCAACAAUUCUGCCGACAAGUACUUUCUGCGGGCCCCGGAGUAUGGAGCCCUCGAUGCUGCAGCUUUCCACUACACUGUCUAUCGUACCUUGACACGGUUCCUGGGCAUGGAUGGUAACUUGGAGGCCGGAUAUGAUGCUCCGUCCAACUGGGUAGACAUGUGGAACAACUUUCUUAUCACGAAUGAUUUUGUCAACCCCAACACUGGUCUUUUCGACCCUCGUCACCUCUACGGGGUUACAAAUCAGGACGUUUUUCGCUGGCCUGCUAUCACCAACGGGGUCCACCGCCAAUUGUUGGGUCAUUUCAUCACCACGAUCGAGCUACCUGGAUCGCCACUGUUGCUCUGGGGUGAGGAACAAGCUUUCUAUGUCUUGGACAACACGGCAUCGAACUACAUAUUUGGUCGACAAGCGAUGUCGUCCGCCACGGCUUGGCAUACUCAUGGCUGCUAUCACCUCGAUUCUACUCAGUUUUACAAGAUGCCACUGAAUGCCUCGCGCCAUGGCUGUGAAGAUGAGACAGUCAGCUACGACCACCGAGACCCUUCGCACCCUGUGCGGAAUAUCAUCCACCACAUGAAUCAGCUGCGGGACCAGUAUCCUGUACUUCAAGACGGAUUUUUCUUACAACAAUUGUCAAAUCAGACCGAGCAAAUCCAAUAUCCUGGUUCCGGAAAGGUCACCACUGAGACUGGGAUGUGGUCCGUCAUGCGAUCUGGCUUCCCAGAUGUUCAAGACCUCAGUGGGACUGGAGCCGGAGACCUCCCGGUUUGGUUGCUAUACUCUAAUGCUAAUGCCUCCACCACGUAUACUUUCGACUGCAACAAUAACGAUACCGAUCUGAAUACCACAAGUCUGAUUGCUCCCUAUGAUGCUGGCACGACAGUCAAAAAUCUUUUCUACCCCUACGAUGAACAUACCCUGGCCGACAGCGUUCACAGGUUAGGAAUCAACGGCUCAACAAACCCAAAUGGCUGCUUAAGUAGUUUAGACAUGGAAGCGUAUGACUUCCGUGCCUAUGUUCCCGUUGAUCAAUGGGUUGGCCCUCAACCUAUGAUCACCAAGUUCAGCCCUGGUCAUGACGCCCGCCUUGAGUCAAAUGUCAGCGCAAAUGCUACCGAGUCAGUCGACAUUGAAUUUCAAUUUUCUGUUGAAAUGAAUUGCGAUAGUGUCACAAAUAGCAUCAUAUUCAAUUCAACUACGGAAUUAGGACGCAUACCAACAAUCGACGAAGCCAGCAUUCAGUGUGGUAUUAUAAGCGAUCCACAGAUUCCGCCCUACGUAGGAGCUAUCUCCUCGACUUGGUCUUGGUCAGCAACUCUCAACGGCGUCGCCCAUGGUGUUCACGCCAUAACUAUCCGAAAUGCAUCGUCUGAGGCUGGUGAGCAUACGAAUGCAGUGGACCGAUUCUUGUUCCGAAUCGGGCAGAGAAACAAUCCGAUCGUAUUCACCACCAGCGCAAAUUACUCGUCUAGUCUCCUCAGCAAGAGCGAAAACGGCUCCUUGGUCCUCUCCCAUGCGGCUGCUGGUGCUGACAAAUGGCGAUAUUCCACGAACUGGGGAUCGUCGUUCUCGCCAUGGAUGCCAUACGAGGGUGGAAAGACCCAAAUUGAGGAGCAAGAGUGGUCAGGGACAGACCUACAGUCCUGGAAAGGCACACACGUGCGAGUGGAAUACUUCAGUCGUCUGGCUGGUAGCAGUGAUCAUAUGCAGCAGGGUGAUGUCGACUUCAGCACGCCACGACGGUUCCCGCAUCUUUUCUUGAAUGGCCCCUACAAUCAAUACGGGUAUGACGCGGGGCUGGAUAAUGAGAUGAAACUGUCCAACAACUCAACUUGGGAGCACCAUUUCAUGACCGAAUGGAGUCUCAGUGGCACUUUAGCGCAGAUAAAUGUGUGGGGCAUCAAUCCAGACGGGAAACCGGAUCAAACAGUCGUGAUGGGUGAUUCUGAUGGAGAUUCGGUCCUUGAUCGUCUUCCUCCAUCAUCUCUCUCCUCAGUUGUUCUUAACAUUACUCAGCCUCCCCCAAAACCACAUCUAGGUUGGCGUGUCGUCAUCAAUGAUGGAACGCUACGAUUCAGCCUCGUGCCAUCAGGAAAUAUGUGGAAUCAGCUGAUUCUUUACAUCCUCCUUUGGAUCGUUCCAAUUUUUACCGCAGCAUUCAGUGUGUGGUCAUUCAUGCAGUCUUUCUAUCAGGUCAAGGUGAACGAAAUUGGGAUAUCCGAAAAAAGUGGGAUGAUCACGGCGGCCUUCAAGAAGCAAUUCAAGAAACUGGUCGAUGAAGAAGACUCCCCUGGCAUCCUGUCGAGAUUAACUCGCAAACCAAGAUUCCUGCAGCAAACAAAUACAGUCAUCGAUCAACAACGACGCCGUAUGGUCUUGAUUGCAACCAUGGAGUACGAUAUAGAAGAUUGGGCAAUCAAAAUUAAAAUCGGCGGUCUUGGAGUAAUGGCCCAAUUAAUGGGUAAGAAUCUUGGUCAUCAGGAUUUGAUAUGGGUUGUUCCCUGCGUUGGAGGCGUGGAUUAUCCAGAAGACCAAAGAGCCGACCCCAUGACUGUCACCGUGCUCGGCAAGCCUUACGAAGUGCAAGUCCAGUACCAUGUCCUGCGAAAUAUCACCUAUGUCUUACUUGAUGCGCCUGUUUUUCGACAGCAAACCAAAUCCGAACCAUAUCCAGCCCGGAUGGACGAUCUCUCAUCGGCCAUCUACUAUUCGGCUUGGAACCAAUGCAUCGCUCAAACUAUCAACCGCUUCCCUAUAGACCUCUACCAUAUCAACGAUUAUCACGGCUCCGUUGCUCCACUCUAUCUUCUUCCAAGAACAAUUCCUGCUUGCUUAUCCCUCCAUAACGCCGAGUUUCAAGGUUUGUGGCCUAUGAGAACGAAACAAGAGCGGGAAGAGGUAAGCUCGGUCUUCAAUCUUUCCUCCGAGCUGGUCCAACGUUAUGUCCAAUUCGGCGAAGUCUUCAACUUGCUUCAUGCCGGGGCGUCAUAUUUGAGAAUUCACCAACAAGGAUUUGGCGCUGUUGGGGUGUCGAAGAAAUAUGGCAAGCGCUCCUACGCUCGCUACCCCAUCUUUUGGGGCCUGAAAAAGGUUGGAAAACUUCCCAAUCCCGAUCCAUCCGAUACUGGCGAAUGGGAUAAGAAGCUUCCAAGCGAAGAGGAUAUUCGAGUCGAUCCAGGGUUCGAGGCUAGCCGCCCGGAGCUGAAACGUCAGGCCCAGGAAUGGGCUGGGCUGGACCAAAACCCCGACGCUGAGCUAUUUGUCUUCGUUGGCAGAUGGAGCAUGCAAAAAGGAAUAGACCUGAUUGCAGACGUGUUCCCCUCGGUUCUGGAAUCAAACCCAAAUGCGCAGCUCAUCACCGUUGGACCGGUCAUUGACCUAUAUGGGAAAUUUGCAGCGUUGAAAUUGGACCGAAUGAUGAAGCUUUACCCGGGCAGAGUGUUCUCUAAGCCUGUGUUCACCGCUCUCCCGCCAUUCAUCUUCUCAGGUGCGGAAUUUGCCCUGAUUCCCUCUCGAGACGAGCCUUUUGGCCUGGUCGCUGUGGAAUUCGGUCGUAAAGGCGCACUCGGUGUAGGCGCAAGGGUCGGCGGUCUUGGUCAGAUGCCUGGAUUUUGGUAUACUGUGGAAUCGACGACAACGGCUCAUUUGAUACACCAGUUUAAACUCGCAAUCGAUGAGGCUCUAAGCUCGAAGACCGAGCUUCGUGCCCUCAUGAGAGCACGAUCAGCCAAACAGAGGUUUCCCGUGGCACAAUGGGUUGAAGAUCUCGAAAUUCUCCAAUCUACAGCAAUUCGCAUCCACGACAAGGUUGAAGCCGCAAAGCGUCAUACUACCACUGCGGGAGAUCUAAUCUGGCCCCAUUCUGGGUGGAAUACUCCGGGAGGCUCGGGUGCCACCACCCCGGCGGGCUGGCGGACUCCGACAACAGCUCAUUCACGAGGACCAAGCUACUCGACAUUGCAUUCACUCACCGCUCGACUCAAAAACCUUGGGCAUAGUCGUGAUCAAAGCCAGGACAAUACCCUGUCAUCAUCAGCCCCUGGGCUUUCACGUUCGGCGUCGCUGGGAUCACGUAGAGGCCCUGGACACGUCAAUGCCCAAGAUGCUCACGACGAGGACGAACCUAACACGCCCGCAAUCCUUCCUCCAGUGCCAGAUGUAGAGGGAGACGAUACCGGGUUGGGCACUGCGGUCACUGCGUACAAUGACGCAGAUUCUGAUGGGGAAGAUGAUGAUUCCAACGAUUUCGAAGAAGACGGGCAGAUCACCAUGCCCUCCCAGGCUCGCGGUCGUUAUGAAAGGAUCCCUCUUGAUGAUGAAUCUAGUCUUUCAUCACGAGUAAACGAUGCAUUCCGCUCAUCAGGAGGUCUGGGAUUGGAACUGACUCCACUGCCCAAACAGAGGUCAAACCCUAUUGAGGGUCCUCGACUUCCAGAAACACCGAGACCAGAACCCGGACUACUCGUGCCACCUCCAGUCAUUUCGGAAGCUAACAAUCGCUUAUCAUCCUCUCCCUCAAUACUCUCCGUGAACUCGAUCGUCGGUGAGAAGACUGAUUUCAAGCUGCAACAAGUCGAUCCCUUCUUCACCGACAGCAACGGCGAGUUUGCCCGAGCCUUCGAGAAGAAGCUUGACGGACUCAAUGGGAGUAACUCUGAAUCCGCGACGUGCAUCGAAGAGUUCCUCAUUAAAUCCGAGAAGCAAUGGUUUGACGCCUUCCGAAAUGCCAAACUUGGAAGACACAAUGUCUACUCUGCACGCUCGAGUUUCCAAGCCAGUCGAGAAUCCGGUCCCGCGUCCAUCGCCCCCUCCACUCACUACGAUGAGAACAGCGACCCUGAGCACGACCACAACAGCCUUGUCGACGAGUUUCUGCUCGGGAAGGACUAUGUACCGCCUACUGGACUGAGGAAAUGGAUGCAACUUCGCAUUGGCGAUUGGCCUGUGUAUGCAUUCUUCAUGGGCUUCGGACAGAUCAUUGCAGCCAAUUCAUAUCAGAUCACACUGUUAACAGGUGAAGUUGGGCAAACCGCUGAUAAGUUAUAUGCGGUCGCCUCCAUAUACCUGGCCACCUCAAUCUGUUGGUGGAUCCUCUUCCGCCGCCUCAGUUCGGUCCUGUGCCUCUCACUGCCCUUCUUCUUUUACGGCCUGGCGUUUAUUUUAAUUGGCGUGGCCCACUAUGCCUCGACUUCAGAUGGGCGGGGCUGGAUACAAAACGUUGGCACCGGGAUGUACGCCGUGGCGUCGUCGUCAGGAUCUCUUUUCUUCGCUCUAAAUUUUGGUGACGAAGGUGGUGCUCAAGUUAAAGCCUGGGUAUUCCGCGCCUGUGUGAUUCAGGGAACUCAACAGAUCUAUGUCGUCGCGCUCUGGUAUUGGGGCUCGUAUCUCAAUCGACGUACCGCUGACGGACUGCUCACGACCUCAGACCCAAUAUCCUCGACGUGGAAAAUCACAGCCAUCACACUCCCUAUUGCUGUUCUCCUUUGGGCGAUUGGAUUGCUAAUGUGGUUUGGUUUGCCAAAUUAUUACCGACAAGCUCCGGGUAAAAUGCCGAGUUUCUACCACAGCUUGCUACGGAGGAAAAUUGUGCUCUGGUUCUUCGUCACAGUGGUGAUCCAGAAUUUCUUCCUCUCGGCGCCCUACGGUCGCAACUGGACAUUUUUGUGGAGCAGUUCGCACGCCCAGACAUGGCAGAUCAUGUGUCUGGUGGUAUUGUUUUUCAUCGUUGUCUGGGCGGGCUUUCUGUGGCUGUUCGCUUUGCUUUCCAAAUCUCAUAGCUGGAUCCUCCCAAUCUUCGCCAUCGGACUGGGUGCUCCUCGCUGGGCUCAAAUUUGGUGGGGAACAAGCAAUAUCGGUCUCUAUCUUCCUUGGGCAGGCGGCUAUACCUCGUCCGCUAUCCUCUCGCGCUCACUGUGGCUGUGGUUAGGCACACUAGAUGCAGUUCAAGGCGUCGGAUUGGGUAUGAUCCUCCUCGCGACAUUGACACGGGUACACGUCGCAUUCACACUCAUCACGGCCCAAGUUCUCGGUUCGGCUGCCACCAUCGUCGCCAGAGCCUGUGCGCCCAACAAGAUCGGUCCUGGUCCCAUUAGCCCCGAUAUUAGCGGCAGCGUAGGGAACCUCUGGCAGGCGUGGUUUUGGAUCGGAUUAGUUGCGAAUUUGAGUAUUUGUGUCGGAUAUUUCAAGUUUUAUCGCAAAGAACAACUCAGCAAGCCGUGA
This is a messenger RNA of Rhinocladiella mackenziei CBS 650.93, 7347 nucleotides long. RefSeq lists its product as uncharacterized. NCBI's taxonomy places the organism in Eukaryota, Fungi, Ascomycota, Eurotiomycetes, Chaetothyriales, Herpotrichiellaceae. The transcript has 4 exons. The record is from RefSeq and is a predicted model, not a curated record. Gene Ontology annotation, cellular component: fungal-type cell wall. The coding region runs from base 1 to 7347 and encodes 2448 amino acids. Gene Ontology annotation, biological process: fungal-type cell wall (1->3)-alpha-glucan biosynthetic process. Gene Ontology annotation, molecular function: alpha-1,3-glucan synthase activity.